Messenger RNA from Amoebophrya sp. A25, 1468 nucleotides. NCBI's taxonomy places the organism in Eukaryota, Dinophyceae, Syndiniales, Amoebophryaceae. The record is from the annotation of a GenBank genome assembly.
ACAACUGUUGCACAAAUCGGCAUUUUUGAGCAACAGCACCAUUUGUUUUCAACCUGUGAACUGAUAGAUAUAAAAUCUUCAUUAUCGAAGGUAGUCAUUUGGAAAAAUGAUGCGCAUUGUGGUGACUGGUGCAAAUAAGGGGAUCGGCUAUGAGAUCGUGCGUUGCGUGCGUGGUCACUUUGCUACGACUGAGCACGGCGCCGAAAUCUGGAUGGCAUGUCGUAACUUGGAGCUCGGGCAGAAGGCUCUUCGGGAGAUACUAAGCCAGGAAAUGGGAGGCGCACAGAACAAGGGUACUAUCGGUUUUCGCUUCCCGAAAAUCAAAAUGAAUAUUCAAGAUGCUGAUGCGCCCUUGUACUAGCUAAAAACUUUCGUAUGCCAGAGUUAUACUAGAUUCUGAGCGCGGGUUCUUCACCGAAAUGUUCAUCAUGUUCAUGAUCGUUCCGUUCUCUGUACAGUUUCCCUGAAAUUAGUGGAGCUGGAUCUGACGAAGCCUGAUACGAUCCAGAGCGCAGCGACUACGGUUGGUGCACCAGUCGAUGUUCUAAUCAACAACGCUGGGAUGGCUUACAAGGGGGACGCUUUUGGGCGCGAAGUAGCCGCGCACACGAUCGGCACCAACUUCGAGGGCACCUUACUCGUUAUCGAAGCCUUUUUGCCACUCAUGUUGAGUCCUUCUAGCAGUGGAGGAAGCGACUCGUCCUCCAAAAACCGUAGUCCUCCCAGCAAUCCUAGAGGUACAACAACUAGAAUCAUCAACGUUGCGAGUCGUGCGGGAUUGCUGAGUCCGCGAAGGUACAGCCAAGACCUAUUGCGAAGGUGGACCAGUGUGAAGAAAAUGGACGAUAUCUUUCAGCUCACGCAAGAAUUUACCAAAGCAGCCGGAGACGGGAGCUACGAAGCAAGAGGAUGGCCACGACAGACAUACGCGGUGUCUAAUUAAGGCAACUCGCGUGGAUCUCGAACUCGAUUCUAAAGUUGUUUGACCAUGCAUGAUUUACCGUUCCGAGUCCCGAUAUUUUCUCUACCUCCAAUCCAGGGCAGUAGAGAUUGUUCCUUUUCUACUUCAUCUUCUAGUCAGAGGUCGAAGGUGACAGACAUUCUCGAGAUGAGCACAACUACAAAUUGCAGUUCUUCUUCAUGCACGUCCUAGACACGAUGUAGUUGGGUUCCCAAUCAUGUUCAUGGUUUAGACUAACUUUCUCGUGAAUCGAACAUCUAAUCCAAGGCAGCGGAGAUAGCUAUGACGCAGUUGCUUGCAAAUCAAUAUCGACAGCAGGGUAUGUUUUUUUACACGUGCUGUCCAGGAUGGUGUCGGACAGACAUGGCGGGGAGCAGGGCGCCACGAAGUGCGCAGGAGGGCGCGGACACACCAGCAUGGCUAGCUUGUGUGCCCGACGCAGCCCUACCACCUACCGGGAGCUUUGUCACAGAGCGACGGGUGCAGUCGUGGCUUGUGCAGGAAUGA